GCUAUUUUUUGCGCUGCUGUGUUGUGUGUUGUUUGUGUUUUGGCUGUGAGCAAGAAGCGAGGACCACUGUGCACACCACCCACGAGUUGUGUGUGUGUUGAGAUGUCAUCGACUGGGCUGAAGAUGGGUGGGCUGGAGGAGUGGACGACGGAGCAAGUCGUGGAGUUUGUCAAGUCCAUCAAGGAUCCCCUCACGCCAGCAGACACCACGCGCGUCGUCGAAAAGGUGGAAGCAGAUGGCGUCACGGGAAAGCAGUUGGUGCGAUGCAUGAACGUGACGCAGUGCCAGGACAUUCUCGGGCUGCCGAUUGUCAAGGCUGGCGCGGUAUCUCGACGCGUGCGCAAGCAUCUCCCUCCAGCAAAGGCCCCAAGGAAGCAAGCCCAAGGAGAGGAGACAGUGCCCACAUUCGAGCGGAAAGAAGUGUCUGAAGAGCCGAGCCACCGCUUUGAGCCGGACAAGGCAGAGCCAGCCGAUCUUGACGCAGCAAGCCUGCGGAACGUCAAGUUUGUGCAUUGGAGUGCUGGUGGACUCGGCAGCACAGGCGUCUUCUUUGCCGACGUUGGCACAGGAUGGGUCGUUGCGAAACCGACGGGCACGGAGACGGCGGGCGAGAUCUUCGCCACGCUCCUGGCAAAGCAACUCGGCAUCCGCUGCCCCAACAUUCGCACACUCGCAUGCGCUGACCAAGAGGAUGUUCUGCGCGCGAUGCGAUUUGCAAACGGAAAACAGGAGCACACCCAACGCCUCCGCAACCACCGCAUCCAGGGCCUGGUGUUUAUGGAGCUGGUGAAGGGCUACCCGCUGCCCGCAUGCGCAAUGAAGGUUCUCGCAGAAAGCUCAGGCCCGAAUUUGCUGCGGCACGAGUGGGGGAGUGGUGGUCCUUUCAUUUGGACAAACUUUGGAAACAUGGAAAAUAUCAUGGUGCAAGGGCGCGUGAAGGAGGAUGACGGCCAGCUGAGCAUUGCUUGCAUCGACCAAGGCACAACGUGCAUCACAAACGAGAAAGGGCGUGCAUCAUAUAUGGAGCGUGUGCGUGACGGCGCCCACGCCGCGUGUGUUGAGCGAAACGUCGACUCGAAGCCCUUCAAGCGCCUUCGUGAUGCAAUCCUCAACGGGACGGGCCAUGACGUUGGGUCGGAGGGCUGCCAGCUGCUGAUGGAGGGAAUACAGAGCGGAUGUGCCAAGCUGCACGCGAUGUUGCAGAGCAAACCGUCCAUCCUCGAAGACCUGCUCAUGCAGACUGGACACGCCGUCAGCGACUUUGGCGAGCUGGCGAGUGGGAUUGAGCGGUUGGAGCUUGCGUUUGUCCAGGAGACGGCCAGCAUCAUUUGCAGCGUGUACGAGGCAAGCGGCCUCACCCAGUGAUGCGACACGACAAAACCGCACGUGCAAAGAGAGGGAAGAGAAGAGAUAGUAUGUGUGAUGUGAUGUUGUGAUGUGAUGUGGCACCAUGCCUGUUGUUUGCUCGUUUUGGCUGUGAUGUUUGUUGUUCUUGCUGUGAUGCUGAUAUAAACGGUGUGAUAGACGUGA
Molecule: messenger RNA, 1530 nt
Organism: Salpingoeca rosetta
Lineage: Eukaryota; Choanoflagellata; Craspedida; Salpingoecidae
Exons: 14
Coding region: 103-1365 (420 amino acids)
Source: RefSeq, a predicted model, not a curated record